Miscanthus lutarioriparius is the source of this 213-nucleotide messenger RNA. The record is from the annotation of a GenBank genome assembly. NCBI's taxonomy places the organism in Eukaryota, Viridiplantae, Streptophyta, Magnoliopsida, Poales, Poaceae.
AUGCGCGUCGAGCUCCGCAGCGGAGCCGUUGGGUGCGGGGAGGCGCCUGUGCUGCCCUCAGUCGCGGCCGAGGACCAGCCCGCAGCGCCCGACGCCGCGGGACGGGCGUGCGCCACGCUCGCCGACGCCCCUGCGGCGCCUCUCAGCGUGCUGCUCCAGGAUGUUGCCAGUGUACUACUCCCAGUACAUGCCUUCGCCUCGAAAUGGGAGUGA